Molecule: messenger RNA, 198 nt
Organism: Perkinsus marinus ATCC 50983
Lineage: Eukaryota; Perkinsozoa; Perkinsida; Perkinsidae
Exons: 1
Source: RefSeq, a predicted model, not a curated record
GCUCGCGAUGGAAGCUCGCACUGCAUCACCCAUGGAGGUGGUCGUCGCUGCAAGAAUCCGAACUGUACGAAGAGUGCCGUGGGCAGCAGUGAUCGCUGCAAGGCGCACGGUGGAGGGAGGAGAUGCAGGAUGGAGAAGGUCACCAACGGGUAACCACCGUAGAAACUUGUGUUAUUUCAAGGGAGCGUGGUACUGGAU